Messenger RNA from Rhagoletis zephyria (snowberry fruit fly), 1551 nucleotides. RefSeq names its product locomotion-related protein Hikaru genki-like. Lineage: Eukaryota; Metazoa; Arthropoda; Insecta; Diptera; Tephritidae. The record is from RefSeq and is a predicted model, not a curated record.
UUGCUUUUUUUCAAUUUAAUUAUUUCGCUAACUGUGAUUUAACUGUAUUGAUGGAAAACAGUGUUCCAUGGUUUAAGUAAGGUACAGUGAAAAAAUAAUUUCCGCAAGUUAAAAUUUGCAAAGUUUUGCAAUUAUAAAAACUUCAAAACUAAACAAAAAAUAAUGUUUCCAAUAUUGGCGCAUGGAAAUUUGCAACGCUUGCGGCAUAAACCCAUCUGGGUGCUGUUUCUGGUGAUUUUCUUUGUUAUUGUUUUGGAUAAGACAGCAACAGCGACGACCGAGAAUGAAGUAACAACAACGCCAGAACCAGAUGCUUCACCUGGCUGCAAGGCACCCGAUAUUCGCUUCACUGUCAUACGUCCAGAAACCACCACUGAGCAACCGUAUGCAAAAUUCGAGACAACUCAGAUUUAUCUACCGGAGGAUUAUACCACCUCCGAUGCGGAGUUUAUCGAAAGGAUUAACAUAGAUCUGACCGCCCGUCAGCCUGGCGUCAACGACAAUAAGAUGAGCGCUAUCGUUAAUCCCUACCAAGUCGAACUGGAUGACCAGCACGGCCUGGCAGGGAUGCACGGUGCUGAUGACGCACUCGCCGCCAUCGACGACGAGGAGGACGAGGCGGCCGACUCCGAAGAUGGCACACGCAAACGCAAUCAGAAUCGCAAGCUGAACAAGAAACGCCGCUCUGGCGGUGGACGUCGCCGCCGCAUUGAAAACGAAAAUGGGCAAACACGCGGUCGCGGCAGCCGAUAUAAGCGUCAGGUGAUCCAUCAUGAUCCGGAUGCAUCGCCAGACACAGACAAGUGGGGUGGCAGCAAGUUGGCUGCCGAGGGUGAUGUUUACUAUGUACAUAUUGACGACAUACUCGAGUCGGGUACACCAAAUGCUGAGCUGCGCUUGAAAUUGCAUAAGUUGAAACGCAAAAGCAAAUCAAAGAAUUCCACAUGCACCGACGACGUCAACAAGGAGCAAUGCAAGCAGACAUUGUCGAAGAAAAAGAAGAAAAAAGCGAACGCAACCCACUUAACCAAGCAAAAGGUGGGCGAGAAGGUGAAGCAGACACAAGACAAGAAUGUCAACAUAAAACAGCAUCAUCGAAGACGUGGUGACAGUCAUGAGGACAAACGCGGUGAACAGCGAAUGCUGCAGGCAAAUCGGAAUUUGAAUUUGAAUUCGAAUUUGCGAUAUCGCCGCGAUACCAUCGGGGAACCAAGGCUGCAGACUGCUAUGACUGCGGCUAAUGGCACUGACAGCGACAAUGAUUUGGAAACGGAGGCGGUGAAUGCGAUGGAUAAUAGCGACUUGGCUGCGACAACAAUUUGGCGUGGCAGUAGCAAUGGCAAAAACAUAACGAAUAAUUAUAUUAAAAUGAGUAACGAGCAGCUGCCGGGCGAUGGCGAUGUGCCGGCGGUGUAUGGCAAUGAGACGGGCGCGGAGGCGCUGCAGCGCGUCAAACGCAAGUCCGGCAAGACAACCGGCGCAUUGAGUCGCCCCAAGGGCGGCGGAGAUUCCAGCUCGAAGACGACAAGUCGCAAGGAUAAGGGUGAGUAA